AAAUGAAUUGACGUUCAGUUUGUAUUGAGUUCUCGAACGAUUAAGGAGUAUUACGCUUAGAUUAGGCGAACUAAGUGAAUAAAUCUAAAAAUUGAAGCAUCAAAAAGGAAAACGGUUAAAAAUUAAACAAAGCAGUAUAAGCCAAAUUUGGGGCCACUAAAGGGAGGAAUCUCGAGAAACUUUCUCCUUUUAAAAAGCUGUUUGAGGAAGGUGAAAUAAUGCCACACUCAAUACAAUCGCUGCUUUGCCUCUGCUUGCUGUUCCAACUAUUCACAGUCUGUCUGAUCAGCGCCAGCGCGGAUGUGAACAGUGAAAUCGCCACGGAGGACGACAGUUCACUCAACUUGGAUCAGAAGGACAACUAUUGUCUACGAAAUGUCACCUACUACGAGGAGAUGGCUGUGAACAAAACCCGCCAAGUGGAGAUCAAACCCACUGGGUUCUUCAAAGUGUUUAAGAAAAGCAAGCAACAAGUGGAGCAGUACGUCGACGUGGAGAAGGUGGCACGCAUACGCCUCCAGAAUGAUUGCUGUGACGGCUAUGCCUUGGCUGCUAAUAAGACUUGCCAACCUGUCUGCGAACCCGGCUGCCCAGCCAACGCCUUCUGUCGCUCGCCGCAAAUGUGUCAGUGUCGCCGCGGCUACGAUGCCAUCAAAUCGGCGCACAAUGGCACCCAUUACUGCGAGCCACGUUGCGCGUCUGGCUGUCCCUUUGGUGGCCGUUGUGUAGCGCCCGAUGUAUGCGAAUGUGCGCCCGGUUACCAAGCUCAUGCCACCAGUUGUGUACCCACCUGUGCCUCGGACUGCUUAAAUGGUCGCUGUGUGGCGCUAAAUCAGUGCAGCUGUAAUUUGGGCUAUGCCAAGGAUUUGGCAAGCGGCGAGUGUGUGCCGCUGGCAGAUUGUAAGGCGUUGGAGUGUGAAGAUCUGGCAAGCAGCAGCAGCGAGGGCAUCGAAACGACAACUCACGAAACUCUUGAAAGCACCGCGGCAUUUGAACUACAAUCAACCGAAUUGAAUUUGGAGACGCGCUCCGACGACGGCGAUGUUGAUGAAGGUAAUCUGCUUUUUCCCAGCAACGAGGAGGAGACGAAUUGUACACUUCAGCCCUGCAUCGAUAAUACUGUCUGCAAGCUGGUUGGUCGUUGCGCAUGCGCCGACGGCUUCAUACGCCAUCAGCCGGCGCCAGUGAAUGGUUUGGAAGUGGGGCCGAUUUGCGCGGCGAUUGUUGAACAGGGCGAGCCAUGGCAGGACGGAAACGCUGGUAGUAGCUGGGUGGGUGCAUUCUUUAUUGUUGUGGGCGUGACAGUAAUGAUGGGCGCCUUGGUGGUGCUGCUGCUCAAGCUGUGGCGGCAUCAGCGCGGCUCACUGGACGUGGAAGGCAAAAGCGAUAUGUGCUGUAAAUAUGACAAAAACAGCUCCAGCUCGGAUAGCGGCCAUGUAGAUAUGAGUUAAGUGUUGAUUGUGUUUUCAUGAUUAAGUAGCGUUUGUAUGUUUAGACUGUAUUUUGAUAUACUUUAAGCUUUAACUAAUAAUGUCCCUGCCAUUGAUUCAUUUAUUGUAAAAAUGUAUAUUUACUUUUUAUGAAUAAAUUUAAUGCAAAUAAGAAUUUU
Rhagoletis pomonella (apple maggot) is the source of this 1609-nucleotide messenger RNA. RefSeq names its product von Willebrand factor D and EGF domain-containing protein. NCBI's taxonomy places the organism in Eukaryota, Metazoa, Arthropoda, Insecta, Diptera, Tephritidae. The transcript is spliced from 2 exons. The record is from RefSeq and is a predicted model, not a curated record. Bases 219 to 1451 code for a protein of 410 amino acids.